ACAGUUGGUGAUAGUCUCUCCGACAUGCUUGUGAUCGAAGCCAUCUUGAUGUUGAAGAACCUCACAAUUGCACAGUGGGAUGCUCUGUACACAGAUCUCCCAAACCGACAACUCAAAGUGAAGGUUGCUGAUAGGCGGGUCAUCAGCACGACAGAUGCUGAAAGACGAGCAAUUGCACCUCCAGGGCUGCAAGAAAAAAUCGACCAUCUGACUCAGCAGUUUAAAUUGGCUCGGGCAUUUGUUCGUCCAUCUGGAACAGAAGACAUAGUCAGAGUCUACGCCGAAGCU
Messenger RNA from Thamnophis sirtalis, 288 nucleotides. Lineage: Eukaryota; Metazoa; Chordata; Lepidosauria; Squamata; Natricidae. The record is from RefSeq and is a predicted model, not a curated record.